UGUACCAGUUGUUCCACAACUAUAAGUAAAAACCACGUAUUAUGAUUUGCUCCGCUCUUCUGUCAAAAUUUGACAAUUCUGUUUUUCGCUCAUCCAAAGUGUUGGAAUUCUUCUAAUGUAAAAGUAUUUUUUCUGAGACAUGAGCAUCAUGAUGACCUUCACAGGAAAUAUAUUCUUGGAUUUAUUUGGUUUCAUCACCUCACUUUUGGUGGUGAUCUUCGCCUACUACAAAUGGACAUAUCAAUAUUGGGAGAGGCAGAACGUACCUUACCUGGAACCCACUAUACCCUUUGGCAAUUUUUCAAAUCAUUUGAACAUCAACAUAUCAUUAAGCGAUACAGUAAGACGCAUGUACGAUAAAGCUCGCGCUAAAGGAUGGAAAUUUUGUGGAAUAUACGAAAUGGCAAGACCCAGCAUCAUGAUUGUAGACUUGGACCUGGCGAAACAUGUAAUGACUAAAGAUUUUGGCCAUUUCGUCGACAGGAAACCGUAUGUGAACGAUAAGGAUGACCCGCUAGGGAGCCAUCUCUUUUCAAUUGGCGGUAAGAAGUGGAGGAACUUGAGGGUCAAAGUUACCCCCACCUUUACUUCCGGUAAGCUAAAGGCCAUGUUCCAGACUCUAGCCGACUGUGGAGUUAUUCUGGAGAAUUACUUUGAAGAGGUGCUCAACAAAGAGGAACCCGUUGACAUCAAAGACGUAUUUGCUCGCUUUACAAUCGACAUAAUCGGUUCCUGUGCUUUUGGUUUGGACUGUAACAGCUUCAAGGAAGAGAAUUCACCUUUCAGGAUAUACGGACAGAAAUUCUUUGCUAUGACCAAACUGAGGGCCUUAAGGCUUGCUCUAGCUUUUAACUUCCCUGCCCUCGGAAGGUUUCUGAAGGUCCGAAUGGUUGACAAAGACAUCACGGAGUUCUUCACCAAAGUCGUCGAAGAUACAGUCGUCUACAGGGAGAAGAACAACGUUAGUAGGAACGACGUUCUGCAGCUGCUUAUCGAUAUAAAAAAUAACAAGGAAGGCCGAGAGGAUGGCUACAAAGGCGACGGCAAAUCUCUGACCAUGGACGAGCUAGCAGCGCAGUGCUUCGUCUUCUUCUUAGCAGGCUUCGAAACCAGUUCCACCACGGCAACCUUCGUCUUGUUUGAACUGGCCACCCACCAGGACAUCCAAGACAAAGUCCGGGAAGAAAUUCGUACGGUACUAGCAAAGCACGACGACAGAAUCACUUACGAUUCACUCAACGAGAUGGCAUACAUGACACAAGUUAUUGACGAGGCUUUGAGGAAGUAUCCACCGCUUCCGCUGGUCACUAGGGUAUGCGUGGAAGACUAUAAGGUGCCUGGAGAAAAUACCAUAAUAGAAAAAGGCACCAACAUAGUUAUUCCCAUCAUGGGGUAUCAUUAUGAUAUGGAAUUUUAUGAUGAUCCUACCAAGUUCAAUCCUGACAGGUUCACGGAUGAGCAUAAGGAGACCAGGCAUCCUUACGCUCACAUUCCCUUCGGAGAAGGACCAAGGGUUUGUAUAGGUGAAAGAUUCGGCGUUAUGCAAACCAAAGUGGGUCUAACCUCAAUCUUAAGGAACUUCCGGGUAACUUUGAACAAAGGAACUCAGCUGCCUUUAAAAUUUUCCGUCAAGUCUAACAUCACCACUGCUGAGGGUGGAAUUUGGCUAGACAUCGAAAAAGUCUAAAAUUUGCUAGAACUUUUCUCAUUUUAUAUUUAAUGUAAAGUUACCUUACACUAAA
This is a messenger RNA of Anoplophora glabripennis (Asian longhorned beetle), 1742 nucleotides long. RefSeq names its product cytochrome P450 6a2. NCBI's taxonomy places the organism in Eukaryota, Metazoa, Arthropoda, Insecta, Coleoptera, Cerambycidae. Bases 140 to 1687 code for a protein of 515 amino acids. The transcript has 9 exons. Gene Ontology annotation, molecular function: oxidoreductase activity, acting on paired donors, with incorporation or reduction of molecular oxygen; monooxygenase activity; iron ion binding. The record is from RefSeq and is a predicted model, not a curated record.